CCUGCCUUAAUAGAGUCUGGACAACAUUGUGUAGGCCUAUUUUGCUCCGACAAGCUUCCAGCUCAGUAACCGGGCAAUGCACCAUAUUGGAGAUAUGGUGUUAUGCAUGCAGACAGUCGUGUCUACUUGAUAACUUGUUAUCUGUCCAUCGGAACUAGAUCUGGAAACUAUCAUUUUCUCUCAUAACUGCUUGCUCUGGCUAUUCUUCUGCUUUCUAACCAUUAUCUAUCAUGCAAGUCACGAGUAUUCAGUGCUAGUGGGUCAUACGGGGAUCGUAAACGUGUAGCGUCUUAGAUGCUCGAUCGUCUGAUUGUUGUUCAUCGACUUGGAUACAUCAGAUGAGUGUUAUACAUCUCAGUCUCUGCAUACAUUAAUCUCAACGGCCUUAAAACAUGGAAAGGAGAAUCGUCACCGUGAUCGUCCUUUUAAGCGCGAUUCUAUGUGGUGCGCUGAACGAGGAGGCGACAGGGGAAGCCUCGGAGACGUCGGCCAUCAGGGCCACGGUGGACACUGAUGGCAACGACACCAUUAAUAUCACCGCGGGUGAAAUGGACGUUGACCAGGAGGACAGUGACAUCGACAACCAAGAGAGGUUUGUUUGUAGACCCCACAUCACGAUCCAGACGCCUCCUGUACCAGCACCGAUAUCAAGAGCAGGACAAUGUGACUGCAAUUGCAACAGCAGCAGCAGCAGCAGAAGUAGUGGGGACGCUGCGAACGCACAGGAGGAGAAGCAGUCGGCGAGCCUGGCCAGGCAGCUGCGGGAGCUUGUUCAGGAGUGUCGGUCUGGGGGAGGUGGAGCAGGAGGAGGAGGAGGAUUGGACGGAGGAUGGAGGCGUGCUGGAACGCAAGAUGAAACCAGGCGUUUGGCUGAAGCUUUGGUUGACCUUGCCACCGUUCUCAAGAACUUCCAGACACCAGGGGUUCCUGUGCCAGGUUCAAUAUUAUCAUUGCCUAAGGAUUGCUCCGAGGUUUUAUCACGAGGGGCUACAAACAGUGGGGUGUAUACCAUACAAACUCUGGACUCUGGUAGACCGUUCCAGGUCUACUGUGAUAUGGAUACAGACGGAGGGGGCUGGACGGUUCUGCAAAAGCGACAGGAUGGGUCGGUUGAUUUCUUCCGAAGCUAUGCUACCUACCGACGCGGCUUCGGGUCACUAACUGGUGAGUUCUGGCUCGGGAACGACCAGAUUCACCGUCUCACCUCCCAAGACGAGUACCAUCUGAGAAUAGAUCUGGAAGAUUUCGACCACGAGACCGUGUUCGCCGAGUACCGUGUCUUUAGGGUAGCAGACGUCAACGAGGAUUAUAGGGUGACGGUCAGCUCGUACCAUGGCACAGCCGGUGAUGCAUUCACGACGCAUAGCGGCCAGCCAUUCACUACCAAAGACCGCGACAACGACAACUGGUCGAGCAAGAACUGCGCCCGUGAAUACCAUGGUGCAUGGUGGUUCAACUCCUGCUACUAUGCCUCCCUCAACGGCGAGUACCUACGAGGGAUAUCGGAGAGUUACGGUACGGGGAUCGUCUGGUAUCAAUGGCACGGCUAUUACUACUCUCUCAAACGCACGGAAAUGAAAAUUAGACCAGCCGACUGACUUCUAGACUAGGAACUAUCGAAUAGAACGGAUGACAUUUCAUGCACAAAAUAGACAAUGCGUCAAUAUACGUACAAAAUUGAAUAAGUAUUGAAGCUGGAGCCUUUUGGACAAAA
Strongylocentrotus purpuratus (purple sea urchin) is the source of this 1714-nucleotide messenger RNA. Its product is annotated as ficolin-2. The record is from RefSeq and is a predicted model, not a curated record. The coding region runs from base 393 to 1598 and encodes 401 amino acids. Lineage: Eukaryota; Metazoa; Echinodermata; Echinoidea; Camarodonta; Strongylocentrotidae. The transcript is spliced from 4 exons.